Messenger RNA from Gopherus flavomarginatus (Mexican gopher tortoise), 1512 nucleotides. It is a transcript of the gene EIF1AD, whose product is annotated as eukaryotic translation initiation factor 1A domain containing. The record is from RefSeq and is a predicted model, not a curated record. Lineage: Eukaryota; Metazoa; Chordata; Testudines; Testudinidae. The transcript is spliced from 7 exons. Gene Ontology annotation, molecular function: RNA binding; translation initiation factor activity. The coding region runs from base 385 to 909 and encodes 174 amino acids. Gene Ontology annotation, biological process: translational initiation. Gene Ontology annotation, cellular component: nucleus.
UCCAUCCCAUAAUAACGCCCCCGGGCUGCCCCGUGCGUUAGCUGGGGCCCGGGAGGGGACCAGGGGAUACCCGGGCAGGGCGAGGAGGCGCCCGGAAGCGGGUCCGGAGCCGGAAGCGAGCGGAACACCCGGAAGUGGAGCGGGGAAGAGUCGGGGUUGCUCAGGAGGCGGAAGCGGUUGGCUCGACUCAGUCCCAUGUGGAGAGAGUGUGUCCAGUGCUGGUGGAUGCCUCGAGGACUGAAUUCAGUGCUGGAUCCUCAACUAUCAGAGACGGACAGCCUCUCUUUAUCCCCCAAACAGCCUUACAGAGCACGUGUGCCUUCCAGCCAUUCAGCACGUCACCUACCCAGCAGGGAUCCUGUCCCUGAGGGCUAAGGCACCAGGAUGUCCCAAGCAACCAAACGCAAGCAUGUGGUGAAAGAGGUGUUGGAGGAGUAUGUGGUGCCAUCUCCUCAACAGCAGAUUGUCCGGGUCCUGGGGACCCCAGGAAACAACCUCCAUGAGGUGGAAACAGCUGAGGGGACCAGAUUCUUAGUGAGCAUGCCCACAAAAUUCCGCAAGAACAUCUGGAUCAAACGAGGUGACUUUCUGCUGGUGGACCCCAUCAAAGAGGGCGAGAAGGUGAAAGCUGAGAUCAACUUUGUGUUGUACAAGGACCAUGUGCGGUACCUAAAGAAAGAAGGGCUCUGGCCUGAGGCCUUCUCUGACACUGCAGAAAGUCAGCCCAGCUCUGAGGCCAGCAGGGAAAGGGAGCAAACGGCUGCCCGCUCCUCUGGGGAAGAGGACUCAGACGAUGACAGUGACCUGUUUGUGAACACGAACAGACUGCGCUAUGGCUGCACAGAGAGCGAGGACGACAGUGAGGAGGCGGCAGAGGUGGCCAGUGACCAGGAGGAGGAAGAAAAAUAGUGACCCAGGGCAGGAAAGCCGAUCUAGCCUCCUAAAUACCUCAUGCAGGAGGAGCCUGAUGCAGCAGGAAGGAGACCACCUUCUGGGGCCUGAACUCACAUCCACCAGCCUGCUGCAUACUCCAGCUGGCUUGGAACUGCCUCAGGGCUGCCCCCUGCUGGGGACACAUUUCUUCCCUCUAUCACCUCUGUGGUCUGAGCUAAGAGUUGCUACACCAUCCAGCUCACCAGAGAUGAAAGUGCUGGGCCUGUUGUGCCCAAUGCAUGGUUAUUUCACUCUUCACCCAGCCCAGUCUGGGGGGAAAGAGUGGCACUGCUCUUUGGGGCAAAGGGAAAGGGGGUUCUAGGCAGCAGUGCUGCUUGAAGCUGUAAAGAGGGGGCUGGGGAGGAGUAAAGUUAUAGCAGCUGGGAGGCCUCAUCUAAGCUGGAGCAGCCCAGCUUCAGCAUCCCUUAUCAGCUCCUGUUAAUGGGGGAUUGGACUGUGCCCUCUGCUCUAAUGCAGGCUCCUUGGGAAAAGCAGUGGAUGCUGUCUGGCCUAGACACUAGUGCUGUGUAAUAAGCUGUCUCCCCUCUGUCUUAUUCAAUAAAGACUUUCCCACAGGCA